This is a messenger RNA of Drosophila willistoni, 1728 nucleotides long. It is a transcript of the gene SmydA-9, whose product is annotated as SET domain-containing protein SmydA-8. The record is from RefSeq and is a predicted model, not a curated record. Gene Ontology annotation, molecular function: protein binding. Bases 32 to 1543 code for a protein of 503 amino acids. NCBI's taxonomy places the organism in Eukaryota, Metazoa, Arthropoda, Insecta, Diptera, Drosophilidae. The transcript has 2 exons.
CUUUUGUUUGAUUUGAUUUUCAAUUGUAAUCAUGAUUUGCCCGAAACGUACCUCGGAGCUGUUGGAUAUUCAUUUGGCUCCGUUCAAGGAUAAGGAUCCAGCCUGGGAGAUUGGCAUCUCGAAAAUAGCCGGCCGCGGUGUGGUGGCCACACGUCACUUGAAACGUGGCGAAAUCAUCUUCCGUGACAGUCCUCUACUUAUCGGUCUGGCUGCCCACGAGGAGGAUUCGUUGAAUGCCUGCAGCGUUUGCAUGAUCCUGUUGCCCGAUACACGUUUCAUGUGCCGUCAGGGAUGCGGUUUGCCCGUUUGCAGUCUAUGCGCCAAGAAGAAGCAACAUAAGACCGACUGCGAUCUGUUCAGAUCGUGGGGACCCAAUGAGCCGGAGGUGGCCAAUUCGGUGAUCAUUCGUUUGCUCUGUGUGGCACGGGCCAUCAAUUUGAAUAAGGAUCAACGGGAUUUGAUCUAUUGCCUGCAGGCGAAUCUCGAUAAUAACCAUCGCACCGAAGUUCGGAAUGCAGCCAAAUGUUUUAAGAAAUUCCCAACCGAUAAGAAAGUCAUCGAAAUAAUGAAUCGCACGGUCGCUGUAAUCAGAACAAAUGGCUUUGAUAAGACCACCGAUCGUACCAAUGAUAAUCAGGAAUUUAAUUAUCGUGCUCUAUAUCCAUUAUUUGGGGUAAUGAAUCACGAUUGCAUUCCCAAUUCAUAUUAUACGUUCGAAGAGAAGACCAACAAUAUGAUUGUACGUGCCGCUGUCGAUAUACCCGAAGGAUUUGAGAUAACAACAACGUAUACGAAACUAUUUACCGGAAAUAUAGCCAGACAUUUGUUCUUAAAAAUGAAGAAGAAUUUCACUUGCAAGUGUCCACGUUGUUCCGAUCCAACGGAGAAAGGUGCCUAUAUUUCGGGUCUAUAUUGCCGUGACACAAGCUGCAAUGGACUUGUUGUUCCAGAGAUCACUGGUCUACCCCAUCCAAAUUGGAAUUGUUUGGAGUGCAAGCAAAAGUCGACUCAUGCCCAGAUGAUGAAAUCUCAAGAUUUUGCCAGCGGUGCCAUCAAUGCCAAAAACAAUUCGAAUUCGUUGCGCACAUUGAUACAAUAUUUGAAUGAGAAGAGUGAUCAGUUUAUACCCGAUAGUAAUCAUGUGAUUAUUGAUGCCAAAUUGUCGGUACUCCAGCGUUUGAAUCAGUCACGUGAGGAUUGCAGCGAAGAAUUGGCAGCCAAUACACGAUUACGUUAUAGCAGGGAUAUAAUGCAAGUUAUGGAUAAACUGGGCAUGGGUGAUUCAUUGGUCCGCACCCAAUUGCAGGAGCAGGUACGCAAAGAGGAGGAACGUCGAGCCAUUAAGCAGGCCGCCGAAGCGGAGAAACAACGCAAAUUGGCCGAAUUGCAAGAGAAGGCCGCCGAGGCCGACAAAUUGUUGGCCGCCCUGGCAGCAAAUGGUGAUGAGACGGCAGCGGCCAUCAUUGCGGCCGAAACGGCGCCAUCUUGUGCCCCAACUGGAGCUACGGCUCCAACUCCGGCUCCAGCUGCUGAGCUGGCCUAACUCCAUCGGUUAAUCUAUGUUGGUGGCCAGAAGUCUCAUCCCCAUCCCCAUCCCAAGACCCAAUCCCCAUCUUAUUUCUUCACCCAUGAAAUUCUUGUUUCUUUGGCUCUCUGUGUACUAAACAUAAUUGUAUCUGUAUUUAUUUAUUUAUAAUAAAUUAAAAACAAACAAACAAAAAAAGAAAA